Molecule: messenger RNA, 2221 nt
Organism: Pseudomassariella vexata
Lineage: Eukaryota; Fungi; Ascomycota; Sordariomycetes; Amphisphaeriales; Pseudomassariaceae
Product: xanthine/uracil permease family protein-like protein
Exons: 9
Coding region: 82-1917 (611 amino acids)
Biological process (GO): transmembrane transport
Cellular component (GO): plasma membrane
Molecular function (GO): purine nucleobase transmembrane transporter activity
Source: RefSeq, a predicted model, not a curated record
CACGUUACGUUGCAGAACUGACUGGCACUGCCCGAUCACGACCGUCCUCAGCACAACUUGCGACGUCAAGGACGGGAGAACAUGAUGGGCCCCGUGAAAGAAGGUUUCCAGGUCCUCGGUGACAAGAUUGGUGAGUUUGAGGAUACCGUCAAUACCUCAACCUUCGGUCGUGUUUUCCGGCUCGAUGGCUCUGGUCAUCCUAAGACAGUCAAAGGCGCAUCCUUCUACCGAGAAAUCCGCGCCGGCUUCACGACCUUUGCCACCAUGGCGUACAUCAUCGCUGUCAACGCUUCUGUCCUUACCGAGUCUGGAGGCACUUGCAUAUGCAAAGGCACACCUGAAGAUCCCGGUUGCGUGCUGGAACAGGAAUAUACCGAUUGUCUCUUGGUGUUGAAGCGUGACAUGAUUACGGCGACAGCAGCUCUGGCAGGUCUCGCCAGUAUCGCCUUCGGAUUCCUGACUAAUCUUCCGGUGGCUCUUGCGCCGGGAAUGGGCCUGAACGCCUACUUCACCUACCAGGUGGUUGGCUGGCACGGCACCGGCAUGGUCCCGUACCGGAUCGCACUGACAGCCAUUUUCGUCGAGGGCUUCAUUUUCAUAUUCCUGGCUCUGACCGGUAUGCGACAGUGGCUCGUCAAGAUGAUUCCCGCCACCAUUAAGACGGCCUGCGGUGUUGGUAUCGGCUUGUUCCUGACUGAGAUUGGCUUGUCAUACUCGGCCGGUAUUGGCGCUAUCACUGGUGGACACUCGACACCGCUCGCUAUUGGAGGUUGUCCUGCUAAUAUGCUCAACGAUGAUGGCGAGUGCAUCCGCCAUAUCAUGAGAAACCCAGCGAUGUGGAUAGGCAUCAUGCUCGGAGGCAUACUAGUCGCCUUUCUGAUGGCCUUCAAGGUCAAAAGCGCCAUUAUAAUAGGCAUUGGAGUAGUCUCCAUCCUUUCAUGGCCGCGCAGCACCUCCUUCACGUACUUCCCCUAUACGACUGCAGGCCAGGAACGCUUCGAUUUCUUUAAGCAGAUCAUAGCUUUCCACCCGAUCCAGAACAUCCUCGCCGCGCAGCAAUGGAACCUCGACGGCACGAGCGCAUCCCAGUUCGCACUCGCCCUCAUCACCUUCCUCUACGUCGACAUCAUCGACUGCACCGCAACUUUAUACUCCAUGGCCAAAUUUUGCGGUGUUGUGGGCGAGGACGGCGACUUCCCUCGCUCGACUGUUGCGUAUUGCACUGAUGCCGCCUGCAUCUCGAUUGGAUCGCUCUUUGGCUGCUCUCCCGUGACGGCGUUCAUUGAAAGUGGUUCUGGAAUUGCGGAGGGUGGGCGCACUGGGUUGACCGCUAUUACGGCCGGUGUUUGCUUCCUCAUCUCGCUGUUCUUUGCCCCGAUCCUUGCCUCUAUUCCCCCCUGGGCUACUGGAUGUACUCUUGUACUGGUUGGAUGUCUCAUGAUUCGCCAAGUCACCUCCAUCAACUGGCAAUACAUCGGAGACGCAGUCCCGUCCUUCGUAACGCUAGCUUUCAUGCCCUUCAGCUACAGCGUAGCCUACGGUCUCAUAGCGGGCAUGUUAAUAUACGUCUCCCUCAACACCAUGAUCUGGGUCGUCGUGCACCUAACCGGCGGCCGCGUCACCCCCUCCAACUGGAACGAGAAAGAAGUCUACAACUGGGGCAUGGGGAAGCGAGACAUGCCGCGAUGGAUGCGCAUCCUGGCGCAAAAGAUGACCGGCAGAAACAAUCAAGACUUUGAACAGAAGGACGCGGUGGAAAUGGUUGAUACCGAGAGCUCAACGGUUCGCACCGCCUCACAACACGGCUCGUCCGAGCCUCCGGGAAGCCCGCGGGGUGCAACCCAGGAACAUUUUGGCACGGCGAUUACUUCCAGUCAGGGACAAGAGGCAGACCGGACGCACGCAAUCUCGCACUGAGAACAACAAAUCUGGUGGCUGUGCGGACGACCUCGACACGGCAGCCGCCCGGAGUCGGAUUACGGGAAGAUGAGUAUUCUGUUCCCGACGGAUGUGUUUGGGAGUUGUGGCGUUCGUUUGACACGGAGAACCCCCCGGGGACACAGCAAGCCGGAAUGGUGGUAGGCGUCCCUCCCCAUCAGGUUAUAGACUGCGAUUUCCUUGAAACUGGUUGAGCAUCAAGGUUCGCCGGCUUGCGCGGAAUGAGUAUAUAGACCCCGGGAUUUCUUCCUCGAAAAGGAAACAUUUGGUGUAAAGUAGCAAG